This is a messenger RNA of Strongylocentrotus purpuratus (purple sea urchin), 1354 nucleotides long. RefSeq lists its product as uncharacterized. The transcript is spliced from 5 exons. NCBI's taxonomy places the organism in Eukaryota, Metazoa, Echinodermata, Echinoidea, Camarodonta, Strongylocentrotidae. Bases 1 to 642 code for a protein of 213 amino acids. The record is from RefSeq and is a predicted model, not a curated record.
AUGGCUCCGACAAAGAAAAUGUUCGUGCUCUGGGAGAAAGGCGAACUAAAGAUCAGAUGCGAGGUCGACAGCGGUCAUGUCACCGAGAACGAAAAGACAACCGCCUUCUACUGCAACUUCAAUGGAUCCAGAAGGGGCCGCAUCGUCAUCUACGGAGUCAUCAGCGCCUUUAGAAAGAAGAGAUAUGGCACAAAUCGGAUCAAAGAUCUCCUCUGUCGUCCAUCUCUGUUUACUUUACUUUUCCUUGUUAGAUCAUGGCCUUUCACUGCAACUUCAUUGGAACCAGAGGGGGCCACAUCGUCGUCUACAGAGUCAUCGGCGUCUCCGAAGAAACGAAUGAGAACGGAACUACCAGCUACACCAAGUAGGUUUGACGACAAACUUCUCUACGAUAUCGCCGAAGAAAUCGAGACUGAUGAACACCUUGAAAGGUUAAUGCACACUCUGGAAAUCACACAGGGGUCACAGUCACGGUAUCACGAGCUUAACAGGUUGGAAGGUCACCUUACGGCUAAAGGAACCCGUCAGAUGCUGAUGGAUUGGAGGGCAAGAACAGCAGUCAUAGAGCAACGGGACAGGCUGAAGGAUGCCCUCACCAGGGCUGGGCUGUUGGACCUGAGGGACAGAUUCUUCCCAGGCUAGAAAGAAUUAGAAGAAAAGAGCAAAAACGAAGAACGUGAUGGGAAAAAGUUUUUGUUAUAUCACAUGACUUAAGUUCGUCACACCAACUAAGGAGCACGGUGAUUAAAUGUUCUGAAAUGACUGGUUUUAAGCGUCAUACAGUCAAUACUCGAAAUUCGAAAUCUAGUAAUCCUAAACAUAAUGUUAUUUUCACUCUGUCGUCCAAUACUCGAUUAUGUGUGGUUACUUUGUCAAAAGAACCAUAUUAAAUCAUUAUAAGCUGUGCACAGACACUAUACUAGAUUAUAUUCUUUAAAAGGUACAAAAGUCUCCGUCAAAUCAUGAGCGACUAGUUCUCUUUAAUUUGUCUCCUACAUAAUACAUAUACAACAGACUGGUUUAUUUGUCCAUCCGUUUUGUAGUGAAAUAUUCUUUACUUACAGCACCUUCCCAAGCCAAAUUGACUGAUAUUACAUGUUUUUGUUUUAAUCACGAAAUCGUUUUAAAUACUCUUGUCUACUUAGAAAAUACAAAAUGAUAAUAAGCUGGUAUCAGUAAAAGUAUUUGCAAUGAUUAUAUUAAGGGCGCAUGUAUAACUAAACAUUUUUUCGGAAAGUAAACUAAAAAUGACUGAUUUGUUGUUCAGAUAAAAUGGGAGAUAACGUCGCAGGAUUCAUCACACAGCUGGCAACUUGUGUUUGAUUGAUCGGAACUUUAAAAAUGCGUAACUUUC